Ciona intestinalis (vase tunicate) is the source of this 550-nucleotide messenger RNA. The record is from RefSeq and is a predicted model, not a curated record. Lineage: Eukaryota; Metazoa; Chordata; Ascidiacea; Phlebobranchia; Cionidae.
AUCCGAACUAUGUAACUAAAAUCGGUUUUCUUUCUAAGCAGUUUGUUAGUUAAAGUCAAGAUGAAUAAGAUUUUAAUUUCUGUUGCGGUUUUAGCCGUGUUCUUGGCCUAUUGCGAGGCCAUGCCCUUGUUUCAAGGUGAGCCAAAGGAAAGAGCGAAACGCGGUGUGUGGGACACAAUUACUGGAACAUUUCACAAUAUAGACCCGAGCCAAAUACCUGCAAAAGCUGCGCUGUAUAAGGACCAUUUAUUGGAGUUUAUGCGGCAGCACCAUCUGAAGCAAAGCUUUGCUAACCUUGGAAGAGCAGGCAUGGAAUUAACACGAACAUCGGUUGCAAAGUUACACCGAUUGCUAAAUGGAAAUGCGGCGCCUGUAGUAAUAGCUGGACCUGUAGGCCCCAAUACCCCGUAAAGAUCUACAAAUUCUGGUUCUUUAAGUACUUGAUUUUGUUUCCUGCCUGCUGUUGUAAUUUUACUGAAAUUUGUAACUAACUAUUUUUUAAAUAAAAAGAACUGCUUGCCUAAUAAAUAAAAAUAACAACAACACGAAA